AUGUAUUGUUACGGAUCCGUUCUACUGGUUGGAUUCUUCUACACGAUAGUUUCUGCAUCUCUUCUCCCUACGGGUGGUCAAAUAGAAAAGUAUAUGCGACCGAAAACCGAAAAUGAAGAGAUAUGUAAAAUGAGCCAAGAUUGCGUAAACUAUCCGCGAGACCAGUGCAUAGAAACAGUGUGCGUAACCCUUGGACAAAUGUGCACCAAGGAUUUGGACUGUCCACAUUUUGAAAAUAUAACCUGCAUCAAUAAGCAAUGCGUUCUGCUUGGUGGAUAUUGCACAUUUGACAGAGAAUGCCCUGGAUUCCCUUCCACUGCAUGUUUAAAAUCAAAGUGUGAACGGGUUGGCAAUCAGUGCUUUCUGGACAGCGACUGUCCACCCCCAGCAGAGUGUGUAAAUGGCAGAUGUGUAAAGCUGAACACAUUUUGCCGUGAGGAUAAACAAUGCCCAGGUUAUCCUCCUGUAUAUUGUUUGAAGAACAAGUGUAUAAGGAUGGGUCAGCACUGCACCAAAGACGCUCGAUGCAAGCAUUUUCCACAAACUGUUUGUGUAGAUUCCCAAUGUAUAAAAGUAGGACAGCAAUGCAAAAAUAAUGCGGAGUGCAUGCACUUCCCCCAAACACAAUGCAUCAAUUCACGAUGCAUUAAAUUAGGCCAACAAUGUAAAACAAACACUGAUUGUCCACGAUUCGAAGGGAUGAAGUGUACCAGGUGGGGUUGUGUGCAAUAUGGAACUCCAUGUGAAAUCGACAAACAGUGCGUAUCUGGAAUGAAAUGCGUGCUCGGAAGAUGUACACUGUUGGGACAAGCAUGCCUAAAAGACAAAAAUUGCCCUCAUUCACCGAGUGGUAAGACAAAAUGUCACAACUAUCGCUGUGUGAAAGUAGGUAAAAUCUAG
Molecule: messenger RNA, 900 nt
Organism: Necator americanus (New World hookworm)
Lineage: Eukaryota; Metazoa; Nematoda; Chromadorea; Rhabditida; Ancylostomatidae
Exons: 5
Coding region: 1-900 (299 amino acids)
Source: RefSeq, a predicted model, not a curated record